Limanda limanda (common dab) is the source of this 1565-nucleotide messenger RNA. Its product is annotated as dynein regulatory complex subunit 4-like. NCBI's taxonomy places the organism in Eukaryota, Metazoa, Chordata, Actinopteri, Pleuronectiformes, Pleuronectidae. The coding region runs from base 152 to 1516 and encodes 454 amino acids. Gene Ontology annotation, molecular function: microtubule binding; small GTPase binding. The transcript is spliced from 11 exons. Gene Ontology annotation, cellular component: motile cilium; microtubule; Golgi apparatus. The record is from RefSeq and is a predicted model, not a curated record. Gene Ontology annotation, biological process: flagellated sperm motility.
GGUGUUGUCAUGGCAGCAGAACGCAGCAGUUAGCAGUGAGCUAACUGUUAGCUGCUGUCUUUAAACAGGGAGACAUCAAAGGGAGACAUCAAAGGCCUCUACGUGUUCGUUCUGUGGACACCGGAAGUGGCUGAGAGCUCGUCCUCACGCCAUGGCACCGAAGAGUAAGAGUAAGAAGCCCGGGAAGAUGAAGUCCUCUGCGGUGGUGGACAGUCUGUCCACGGAGGACAUGUCCAAGGACCAGCUGGAGGAGCACGUGGCUCGUCUCCGGGAGGAGCUGGAGCGCGAGCGGGAGGAGAGGAGCUUCUUCCAGCUGGAGAGAGACAAGAUCCAGACUCUGUGGGAGACGAGCAGGAGAGACGUGGAGCAGGGGCAGGACGAGCUGAGGCAGCGGCGCCGGGAGAGAGACGAGACUCAGCAGCGCCACCGGGUGGAGAUCAGUGUGUACAAGCAGAAGCUGAAGCACGUCCUGUCUGAGCAGCACCACACCGUCUCCGAGCUGAAGAUGGACGCCGCCGCCGCCGCUGCACUGAUCCAGAACCGCCACGCGGGGGCGGAGCUAGAGCUGCGCAGCGACACGCUGCCGGCGGACGCCAGCGAGAAGAUGCUCCGCAACACGAAGAGCGUGGAGGAACUGAAACUGAAACACCAGGUGGCGCUGCUGGGGCUGACAAACAACUACGACAGGAGAAUCAGAGAUCUGGAGGUGAAGUUUAACAAGAGGAUGCAGGCGACCAUGCAGGUGGAGGAGAGGAAGCGGAGGUCAGAGGUCAACGAGCUGGAGGACAGGAUGGACGCUCGUGUUGUGGCGCUGGUGGAGGAUCACGGCCGCGCCCUCAGGCGAGCGGAGGAGUAUUACUCCAGCAUCCAGAACAAAGUGCUGGCGGACGAGAAGGUGCUGAAGGAGGAGGCAGCAGAGGUGCAGAAGCAGCUGACGCGAGUGUCCAAUCAGCUUUCAGUUGCUCAGCGUGAAAACAAGCGUCUGCGUGAGUCUGUGCACGCAGCCGAGCAGACGCUGCCCGAGCUGCAGCUGCAGCUGCACCAGUACAACCAGUCCAAGGCCCAGCUGCUGAAGUCCGGAGCGCGAGCGAAGGAGGCUGAGAAGCAGCUGUGGGAUCUGACCAUGGAGCACGAGCUGCUGCUGCAGGCGUUUGAGAAGGUGCAGCAGGAGCGUGACGAGCUGCUGAGGAAACAGAGGGAGGUCAUCGUGGAGCUGCAGCAGAGGAGCGGCCUGAAGCAGCUGCUGCUGGAGAGGAAGCUCGCUGCUCUGACUCAGACGGUGGACACCAAGGAGGCUCAGCUCUGCGGCGCCCUCUCCACCGCCGCCGCCGCAGGAAGCAGCGCCGCCCACAGACUGAAGGAAACGUUGGAGUCAAAGCACGCCACUAUCGGUGCGUUGGAGGCGGAGCUGGCUGGAGAGCGUCAGGAGUACGAGCAGCUGCUGCAGAGCUGCAGCGACCGGCUCCAGGCUCUGGGCGUCGCUCAACACGACUUCAGGCCCACGGAGCAGAUCUGACCCUGGAGGAGGAGGAGCCAAGAACACCUGGAGGAGGAGGAGCCAAGAA